Molecule: messenger RNA, 3357 nt
Organism: Penicillium argentinense
Lineage: Eukaryota; Fungi; Ascomycota; Eurotiomycetes; Eurotiales; Aspergillaceae
Product: F-box and WD domain protein
Exons: 2
Coding region: 1-3357 (1118 amino acids)
Biological process (GO): proteasome-mediated ubiquitin-dependent protein catabolic process
Cellular component (GO): cytosol; nucleus; proteasome regulatory particle, base subcomplex
Molecular function (GO): polyubiquitin modification-dependent protein binding
Source: RefSeq, a predicted model, not a curated record
AUGCAAUCAGAGUCGACUGCAGUAUCUCAACGAACACUCCCCGUUGACUCAUCGCAAGCCAACGCCAACCUCAGCCAGCAUGGAAAUAAUCUCGAUGACGGUGCAGUCUCUGGCCCUCUCCACUCUGGAGAGGCCGGAGAUACUCCAGUCGAGAUUUCAUCCUCGCCCGGCUCAAACCAUCCGCCCCUGAGCGAUUCUGUCUCUACCCCGCCAUCUCCUGCCCAACGAGUGACUGAGCAUGAAAAUGCCGGCUCGCCACGCAAAGCCAACCAUGGCUUUCGAGUCGUGAAAUCUUCGAGCCGGUCUCAACUGCCUCUCGAUUCGCUUCCAAACGAGGUCCUAACCCAUAUCCUUUCACACCUGCCUCCUCAGACACUUUCCGCUAUCACAUUGGUAUCGCGUCGGUUUCACUCUCUGGUCACAACUCCUCAUGCCUGGAGAAUCGCAUUCUCGCGCUUCUUCCCCGGCCCUCUAGCCAUGGAAUCUGGCCGACGGGCUGGGCCGGAUGAGGUCAAUCUGAUGUCGGAUAGACGCUUUUUCGCAAGACUGACUGCCUUGGCAUCCUGGCGCAGUGAGUACAUUUUGCGGACCCGUCUUAUGCGGUCGUUGGGCCGGGGCAAGCCGGCGCGGUUUGAGCCGUCCAAGAGAAACGGCACAGUCAGAUCCGCGAGUGCUCGAAAUGGCAGCGCGGUGUCCACAUACACGUCAAAUCUUCUGUUUCCCGUAAGCAAAAUCCACGGGUCUUUCAAUAAUCCGGAGAAGGAGCCUACUUUCAUUCACGGUGCGUCGGAACAGGGUGUCGCUUCUGCGAGUGAUCCCUCGACUGUGAAAGUAAGCACCUGGGGUCUUUCUGACCACCAUAUGUUCCGGCAUUUUGCAGAUGCCUUCCCAGGUGAUGCGCCUUACGGUCUUGGAGCGGGAGAGAUGGUAGGCGUGCCCAAUCCAAUGGAUGUCAGCCAACUGUACGGUAUGAUCUACGGCGAGGGAUGUCCUCAAGGGCGCAGUUACUUCAUUUCCACGACCGAGCAACGAGGCCGUUUCCUCGGGGCUUCGGACUUGGGUUCUCACCCUUAUCUUGGAAUCCCUGCAGUGAACAUGAUCACCCACGCAGUCUGUUCAGUAUGGAUCGCCAAAUCGUCUUCCAUUCUCAAAACAACGGGUGGCCUCGUGGCCAUGAUGUCUGGCUCAUCUUCCGGUAUACUCACAGCAUACGCGAUGGGCCCCCAUCCAACCUACGAGGGACGGUAUGAACGAGGACAGGAGACUGCUAAAUGGGUUCUUAGCCCAGGUGUCCCCAUCAUUGGAAUCGCUGUUGAUGACACCUACUCACCCAAGCGUUGUUCUCACCGACGCAUCUGGGCUGUUGCUCUCAAUGCUCUGGGAGAGAUCUUCUAUCUUUCGGAUCUCCCUCGAAAGCCCGAAACCUCACCAACUGCUAAACUGAAUGCGGAACAGCACGAUGAACUAGCUUGGAAGACCGGAAGAACGGCACGUUGGGAGCUCCUGGAGCUGAGCCGCCGUAAGGCCCGGCCCGACCCAUUUAGUCGGGAGCUGGUUGAUGGCAGCUACAGCCCAAGAUCAUCAUCCGACUCCAUGUGCCUGAAUGCGGAUCAAGUUGCUGCAGAAACCGAGGAAAUUGAGAAGUUUCUUGCCUUCAAGCCUAAGCACUUCCGCAAGGUAUGCGAAGGCUGGAAUAUGAAGUGUGAUCUACUGGUCGAUUUUGCUGGCGAUGACGGACGUGGAUUUGGGGAGUCAAUCAUUGUUAUCGCUCGUGGAGGAGAUGAAUCAAAAGCAUCGGUUCAACGAUAUUUGCGUACGGCCUCUCAACCAGGACUUGGGUCGUCAUCGCCAUUGCCUGCUCCUCAACUCCGCGGGGAGAAGGCCCACGCAUCUCUUUUUGGUGGCCCAACGCCUCGGGAAAGCCUACCACCUUCUCGUUCAUCGAGUCGGUCUACCGAUCCUGUUCCUGCGGUCGGUGCCGAAUGGCGAAUCUCAGACUUCAAUUUUGAUGACAGGAAAUUGGUCGAAAUCACUACCUCUGCAUUGGACAACUCAACCUUUGCCACACUUCCAGCGGAAGAGGAUCCUCUUUUGGGCAUGUCAGGAAGUUCAUUGUCUUCUGCAACCUCAUCCCCAAUGCUACCUCAUAUGGAGAAGCCGCGGUCGAUUCUCGAGGUCCCCGGACAACGAGCUCGUUACCUCGCUGUGGGAACCGCCACUGGCCUGGUCUUUGUUUGGGACAUUCGUGCACUCGCAGCGCGGAAUUUGGAAGUCAUCAACUCGAUCCCUCCAAUCCGUGUCAUCCAAACGGAGUCCCCCCAAGUGUCCUGUGUCGCGUUGACGUCUUUGUAUGUUGUGCACGGUGGCAAUGACGGCCUGGUACAGGCUUGGGAUCCACUGGCCUCGUCAACUCAACCCAUUCGAACUCUCAAUUCUCGGUUUUCCUCACGAGCCCGUCGUCGGCUGGUGCAAGCAGAAGCUUCUGUUCUGGGUGUUGGAAAUAAUUAUUUCGCGACGGGAGCUAUCUGCCUGGACCCGGAUCCGACAAACCUGCGUGGAAUGGUUUCCUUGGGUACGCAUCUCCGCUACUGGUCAUACAGCUCAUCGGCUGCAGACCAAUAUAAUACUAGCAAGCGUCGUCUUCGUCACGGGCUCCGCGGCAGCAAUGGUGCAGCCGAUGGCCAGCGCUUCAACAACAGUGGGCGAGGUGCGAUUCGGGACUUCAUCGAGGAUGAACGUGUCGAAUUGGAGAGACAGCAAAUCGCGGACGAGGAGGAGCGGGCCCACCUCAGCGCUCGCUUUGGCGUUGAUCUGCUGGGCCCCGACGUCGACGAGGAGCAACUGCUAGCAUAUGCACAGAUGCUGAGCCAGGAAACUUACCCCGGGGAUGCGACUCAACAAUCCCAACAAAAUGCAGAAGCCAGCUCAGCUACCAGCACCUCAUUCAGUGAUGCCGUGGGCGCCAGUUCCUUUGGAGUCGGCGCAGACUCGUCCUCUUCUUCGCCAUAUCAGAAUCCCACGGACGACGACGUGGAUGACGAUCUCGCAGAAGCUAUUCGAUUGAGUCUUCAAGAAGAGUCCGUUGCCUCGCCGGUCGACCAGACUCCGUCUAUUCCAAUCAAGUACGCCAAAGGCGUGAAGCCACCAAAUGCAUCUUCACCCGGGAACAGGACUGCAGAGAGCAGCCGGCAGAAAGAGAUGGACGAUUUGGAGUUCGCAAUCCAGCUGAGUCUGGCUGAGAACAAGAGCCGCGAUGAUGCGGAUGGGCAAGGAUGGGAAGAAUUUCCCGGUCUUGCUCAGCCAAUGCCGACUUCUCAGUCUUCUGCGAAAGGAAAGGGAAGGGCGAGAGCCCUGUAA